Ochlerotatus camptorhynchus is the source of this 345-nucleotide messenger RNA. RefSeq lists its product as uncharacterized. The transcript has a single exon. Bases 1 to 345 code for a protein of 114 amino acids. Gene Ontology annotation, molecular function: nucleic acid binding. Gene Ontology annotation, biological process: DNA integration. NCBI's taxonomy places the organism in Eukaryota, Metazoa, Arthropoda, Insecta, Diptera, Culicidae. The record is from RefSeq and is a predicted model, not a curated record.
AUGGAUAACGAGAUCGAGGAAUUGUGUUCCACAGCUGGUAAAGCUCCGACGAAAACGACACUAGAAUCGUGGCCCAUUCCAAGUAAACCCUGGUACCUGAUUCGCAUCGACUACGCAGGACCUGUAGAUGGUGGCUUCUUUCUGGUGGUGGUCGACCCGCACUCCAAGUGGCCUGAGGUGCACGUAACCAAAUCGACAACAGCGAAAGCCACCAUCAAACUAUUGAACCAGUCAUUCACUACGUUUGGUGUACCCGAGAUAAUCGUAUCCGACAAUGGCACUCAAUUUUCAGGACACGAAUUCCAAGUAUUCUGCACCAAUCUCGGUAUUCGGCACAUUGGCUGA